UAUGAUUUUGAUCCCAAAACGGUUCCUCCUCUUAUUUGUCUUCCUGGAAUAGCAGACACCGCGGAUGUCUACUACAAACAGAUUAUGGCACUGUCUAUAAAGGUAAUUUUCCAGCUCUCUUGCUAUAUUAUUUCAACUGUCCAUAGAGUUGGUAUUUUAAUGGUUCAAGUGUAUCUCGGAAGAAUGUUUAGCAGCAAGCCGAUAGCCCGAUAUAUCACAUUGGAAUAUUGGAGAUGAUAUCAUAUUAGGCUCUAUAAUGCUCCAUCUACGUGCUUAAAAAUCAACGAAGGUGUGAUGCUCCAGCCUUGGUAAUUCUCGGGUUAUUUUUUGGAUGUAUGAUUCUUUUCUGCGUGAACUUUUACAUAUGCUUUAGGGAGGACUUCAUAUGCCUUAAGGAUGCAUGUUAAUUUAAAAGUUUUUUCAAUGUGUAUCUAAUGAUCAAUUAUUUAUUUUCAAUAUUAUGAUGGCAUUUGGAUUGUAUUUCACAACGUGUUUAAAAUAUGUAGGGAUAGCGGGUGAUCUCUGUCGAUAUUCCACGUGUUUGGAAUCAUAUGGAAUGGAUUCAGGAGUUUGACAAGUUUUUAGAUGUCAUCAAUGUUCAUCAUAUGCAUCUCUAUGGUACAUCUCUUGGAGGCUUCUUGGCUCAAAUAUUUGCUCGGCAUCGUCCAAGGAGGUGUUAGUUUUUCACCUUCAUUUUUGCUCAAACGAUAUAUCUUGACCGGGAUUCAAGAUGGUCCCCACGAACCUUUUAUUGCAGACUCAGUAGACUUCGUUAUUGCUCAGGUCGAAACACUUUCGAAGGAUGAUCUAGCGUGAAGGCUGACAUCGAAUGUUGAUGCCACAUCAGUUGGAUCUCUUCUCCUUUCAGAUCAAUUCAUCACUAUCAUGGAUGUGAGUUUCACCUGAUCCUGUUUCAGCUACUCACCAACUUUUCUUGUAUAACAAGGCAGUGCUAGUUUUUUCUUCCUAACUGCUGUAUUUUGGUUAUCCUGAUGCCCUCCUGAAAAGACGAAUGAUUACUGUGCAACACCUCAGCAACUUAGAGAUCAGUUGAGCGAGAGGUACCCCGAGGCAAGACGAGCUCACUUGAAGAGUGGUGGUGAUUUCCCAUUUCUUUCACGUCCAGACGAAGUCAACUUGCACCUCCAGUUUAAUAAUCUACCGUAACUAACUAGCUCAAGGGGACAAGUAAGCAGCGGAGGCAUUUGUUAAUGAGCUCCUCAACAAGGCUGUUUUGACCGUACGGAGAUAUGGUGCAGCGGAGGCAUUUGUUCAUCACUUGGUUGCCUCUUACGUGGGAUAUGUGUACAUUUGUUUGAACUAUGGUUCGGAUUUCAGGCAAAUGUUAAUGGAGCGACAACGGGUGUGCAUGCUGCUCCGUUGAAUUUUUCAUAGGGGUGGGCACGUGGGUGGUUAAUCCGCGGAUUGAUAUCGAUCCACCCGCAAAUAAUCCGACCCGUAUGCAGUGGGUGAUUGAUGUGGGUGGAUUGCGGAUGGGUAAAUCUCUCACCCGCACUUAUGUGGGUGGGUGGUGGGUGGAUUGCGGGUCACCCAUGUGACCCGCAUCCUAUUUUUACAUGAAAAUGUUGUUUCUUAUAGUUUCGAAUAUUCAUCAUAUUUUCGAACUGCACUACAGUCUAACCAUAUACUUCAAAAGUUGGAGAAUAAAUAAUAGUUUUGACU
Molecule: messenger RNA, 1683 nt
Organism: Linum trigynum
Lineage: Eukaryota; Viridiplantae; Streptophyta; Magnoliopsida; Malpighiales; Linaceae
Source: the annotation of a GenBank genome assembly